UCGACGGGUAGGUGCGCUCUCCCGCUCCCACCACCCCUCCGCUACGCUACUCCACGCCCAGCAACGCCAGGAUAUAUAUAUACUGUACAGUUUGACGCCCACAGUGUUACAGAGGGGUGGAGAGAGAGAGGCGUCCCUUGGACCUGGCCGGGUCUCAUUACCACUCCUACUGCCCCACCCUCAACCCCGGCUCCCCCUCGACCACUGCUACUGCUCAACCUUAGUGUCGGAGUAGUGAACAAAAGGCGGAAGUUGGCUGUGGACGGGAGGAAGAGGUACACUACCGCCACAGGCAGCAGGAGCCAGCAGGAGCACCCGCAUAACCCUCCCCGCCACACGCUACAUCAUACAUCAUGGUUAUACACAUGCAAGGUACAGCAUGGAUGUCAAUCAUCUGGGUGAUGUUCCUUCUUAGCUGCUCAUGUGAGCCUACCACCGCCAAAGCAUUAGAGGACGACAAGAAGCCGUGGUUGAUGCUCCCAGUAUUGAAUGAGAAUAUGGGAGAAAGAGGAACAGGAUAUAUAAUCAAAAGUCAGGAUAUAAUUCAAGAGAACACUGUUGAUGAAAUGGGCAGCAAUGGGGUAAUAGGUAAAGAAGACAUAGACGAUGUACUAGGACGCUAUAAACGAGUAUUUCUCAGUCGUGGAUGGGGUCCUGGUGGCUAUGAAGCUCCCUCACCACCCCCACAGAGAUUUGUACGUCGCCCACCUGCAUUUCAACCACCAGGCACUAAGAUCCAAGAAAAUAGACCAACUCCAGGAAUAGGUGGUAAUGGCGGUGCCCGGUAUGCAGCCCUGGUGUCCCCACAACAGCUAGAACAAUCCCAGCAGAAACCCCAAUAUCGUCGGUUUCAUUCAAUUUUUACUUCAGGAACCUGGAGUCCACUAGGAAAGCGCAGUGAUGGUAUAAAUGAACAUAUUGCCUUCAAAAAUUCUAUUGAGAAAAAUAAAGGUAACAAUGGACAAGGUUGGCUGGGAUUCGUUCUCGAUGACAAAGGAAACCUGAUAGCAAGUGAUGAUAAGCGAAGUGGAGUCUUUGCCUCUUCCGGGUGGGGAGCCGGAGGGUCGUCUCCACCUUCCAAGCAUCCCUGGAUACCACAUUCAACAAACACCUUGAGUUCACCAAUCCUCCCAAGGGUUAUAAGCAUGACAGCUGAUGGAAGUAGCAGUGGUGGGGGCAGGCACAAGGCAAGCUUCCGGAGCAAUACACUCCAUCAAGAUGAUAAACCCCUUCUUCACCUUUUUGUUUCCCAUGGGUGGGGUCCCAUGGGAAGAUGAGGUGCUUCAUUUCUACACCCACUUGCCAUCAUAUAAAUUGUGAACUGCUCAGCAGGCCCUUUGUAUGUGACCAAGACAACCAAAUAGCUCCAAUACUUAAUUAGAAGAUCCUUCAGCUC
Procambarus clarkii (red swamp crayfish) is the source of this 1396-nucleotide messenger RNA. NCBI's taxonomy places the organism in Eukaryota, Metazoa, Arthropoda, Malacostraca, Decapoda, Cambaridae. The record is from RefSeq and is a predicted model, not a curated record.